GCGCGCGCGCUCGUCCCGCCCUGGAGGCCGUCGGGGGUGGAUUCGGGAUUUCGCAACCGGCGGCACCGGGAGGAGGAGGAGGAGGAGAAGGCUCCCGGGAGUUUGGAAGCGCCGCCUGCUGGGUCCUGGGGCGGAUGCGCCGCUCCGGAGUGACGCUCCUCCGGGAAGCGCCCCGACGGGCGGGGAAAAGGGCCGGGAAGUCGCCGCCGCCGCCACCCCGCCACCCUCCUGGUGCCCCUCGACGGAGGGACCUUCCCGGGAGCCGCCUUAAGCGGGAGAAGCGUCUUACUGUGGCGACUGCUCCAAAGUGGGAGGGGGCACAGAAGACCAGCCCCCAGCGGGACAUCUGUCCAGCCGUCCAGUCACUGUGGGAUUCCCGAGAGUCUCCGUGCCGGCGAGACAUGUCAGCCCCUCAGAUCCUGGUCACUGUCUGCGAUGAUGGGGCACCGCCCCAGCCGGACCGAGACGCCACAGACAACGGGGGUGGCAGUGGCCCGGGGGUCUCCAGCCCAGUGGCGCUGGAGCCCCUGGAGAAGGAGUGGCUGCAGGCGGCCGCCGGGGGCCACGUGGCCACUCUCAGCCACCUGCUCCAGCAGGACCCCACCCUCGCCUCCAAGAAGGAUUUCACCUCGGUGAGUACAGCCCUCCACUGGGCAGCAAAGCAUGGCAAGGAGGAGCUGGUGGCCCUCCUCCUGGGGGCCGGGGCCGACAUCAACAUGCGAGCGGGCUACACCCCCCUGCACAUUGCAGCUCUACACGGCCACCGGCGGCUGAUGGAGCUGCUCAUCUGGACCCACGGUGCCAACCAGGACAUCCGGGAUUACAGCGGCCGCCUGGCCAAGCACUACCUCUGCGUGGAGACCCCGGAGGGAGCCCCCACCCCACCCCGUGUCUCCCCAGAGCUGAGCCCGAUCCGGGGGGAGCGCAGCAGGAACCGGAAGCUAGCCUGCCUCCUCCUGCCCAGGACCGUCCACCCAGCGCAGAGGAGAUGGGGCUCAGCCAACGACCUGGCGGAAGAGGAGGAGGAGGAAGAGGAGCCCCAGGAGACCCCCCAGCAGCUGGCGCCCCCAGGCAGCUACCGGGCCGUGCGCAAGUUCUCUCGCUAGACAGACAGAGGCCCCCGGACUUGACCAGCCUCUCUCUCAGGGAGAGGCAGUGGUGGCGCAGUGGUUAGAGCAUUGGAGCAGGACCUGGGAGAGACCAGGGUUCCAGGCAUUCCACAGUGACUGGGGGCCAGUCGCUGCCUCUCAGCCCAGCCUACCUCACAGGGCUGUUGUGAGGGGGAAAU
Messenger RNA from Podarcis raffonei (Aeolian wall lizard), 1288 nucleotides. RefSeq names its product ankyrin repeat domain-containing protein SOWAHC-like. Gene Ontology annotation, molecular function: protein binding. NCBI's taxonomy places the organism in Eukaryota, Metazoa, Chordata, Lepidosauria, Squamata, Lacertidae. The transcript is spliced from 9 exons. The coding region runs from base 135 to 1106 and encodes 323 amino acids. The record is from RefSeq and is a predicted model, not a curated record.